This is a messenger RNA of Protopterus annectens (West African lungfish), 2417 nucleotides long. It is a transcript of the gene TMC2, whose product is annotated as transmembrane channel like 2. Gene Ontology annotation, molecular function: mechanosensitive monoatomic ion channel activity. The transcript is spliced from 17 exons. Gene Ontology annotation, biological process: vestibular reflex; detection of mechanical stimulus involved in sensory perception of sound. Lineage: Eukaryota; Metazoa; Chordata; Ceratodontiformes; Protopteridae. The record is from RefSeq and is a predicted model, not a curated record. The coding region runs from base 67 to 2331 and encodes 754 amino acids. Gene Ontology annotation, cellular component: plasma membrane.
ACCUCUUCUGGAUCGGGUUCGUCAUCUGAUGAAGAGUCUCUGUCAGGAGAAGUGCUUGCUAAACUGAUGGAACAAGUGGAAGAGAGAAAGAAACUAAUAUCCAACAUUAGGAAUAAACCUUGGAGAAUGAAGAAAAAGCUGGCAACUCUUAAGAAAGCCCAGGCAUUCGUAGAGAAAUUUGAAGGUGCUUUGGGGAAGGGAAAAGGAAGAAAAUUUUUUGCCUAUAAAAUGAUGAUGCUAAAGAAAUGGAUUAAAUUUAAAAGAGAUUUUGAUAAUUUUAAGACUACGUGUAUACCAUGGGAAAUGAAGAUUAAAGAAGUUGAAAGUCACUUUGGCUCAUCUGUCGCUUCUUACUUUAUUUUCUUACGAUGGAUGUACGGGCUGAACAUGGUUCUAUUUGGCUUAGUUUUUGGAUUGGUUGUAAUACCAGAGUUGUUAAUGGGAGUACCUUUUGGGAGCAUUCCCAGAAAGACAGUACCAAGAAAUGAGCAACCAACAGCUAUGGACUUUUCUAUACUUUGGGAUUUUCAGGGUUAUGCAAAAUAUUCUGCUCUAUUUUAUGGAUAUUACAAUAAUCAAUGGUCGAUUGGAUGGUUGAAAUUCAGGCUGCCUUUGUCGUAUUUUUUGGUUGGGAUUGGUUCAUUUGGGUAUAGUCUGAUGGUUGUAAUAAGAACGAUGGCCAGAAAUGCUAAUGAGAGUACAGGUGAAGGAGAUGAUGCAAACUUCACUUUCAGCUGGAAAAUGUUCACAAGCUGGGACUAUCUGAUUGGCAAUCCAGAAACAGCAGACAACAAGUAUGCCUCUAUAACCACCAGCUUUAAGGAGUCAAUUGUGGAUGAACAAGAGAAUCAAAAAGAUGAAAACAUACAUUUAACAAGAUUUCUUCGGGUCAUAGCAAAUGUUCUCAUCCUGUGUUGCUUAGGUGGUAGCGGCUACCUCAUUUAUUUUGUUGUAAAACGUUCACAAGACUUUGCAAAGAUGGACAAUGCUGGAUGGUAUGAAAGAAAUGAGGUUGAAAUUGUUAUGUCCUUGUUAGGAAUGUUUUGCCCUCCUUUAUUUGAGACCAUUGCUGGCAUAGAGAAUUACCAUCCUCGUAUUGCACUGAAAUGGCAACUAGGUCGAAUUUUUGCACUAUUUCUUGGAAAUCUUUACACAUUUUUACUUGCCUUAAUGGAUGAUGUAAAUGAAAAGCUGAAAGAAGAAGAUGUCAUUAAAAAUGUAACUUACCUGACACUACAAAGCUACUACAAUUUUAGCCAGGAAAGUAAUAGUACUGCAACUGUACCUGUUAUAGAUCCUGCUGAUGUACCUCGAGGACCUUGCUGGGAAACAACUGUUGGUAUUGAGUUUGUGAGGUUAACUGUAUCUGACAUAUUAGUGACUUAUGUAACCAUACUGAUUGGUGACUUUUUACGCGCUGUUACCGUCAGAUUUUUGAACUAUUGCUGGUGCUGGGACCUUGAAGCUGGAUUCCCUUCAUAUGCUGAAUUUGAUAUUAGUGGAAAUGUCUUGGGACUCGUCUUCAAUCAAGGAAUGAUCUGGAUGGGUGCGUUUUAUGCUCCUGGUCUGGUGGGAUUAAACAUUCUUCGUCUGCUAACAUCCAUGUACUUCCAGUGUUGGGCAGUCAUGAGCAGCAAUGUACCGCACGAGCGUGUGUUCAAGGCCUCACGAUCGAAUAACUUUUACAUGGGUCUUCUCCUCCUGAUCCUCUUCAUGAGCCUGCUGCCAGUUGCUUACACUAUUAUGUCACUUCCUCCUUCAUUUGACUGUGGACCAUUUAGUGGCAAAAACAGGAUGUAUGAUGUCAUUUAUGAAACAAUUGAAAAUGAUUUCCCAGCAUUUGUGGGGAAGUUGUUUGGAUACAUAGCAAACCCAGGACUGAUAAUUCCUGCUGUGCUCCUUAUGAUAUUGGCCAUAUACUAUCUAAAUGCUGUUUCAAAGUCUUAUCAACAAGCUAAUUUAGAGCUGAAAAAGAAAAUGCAGAUGCAACAUGAAGAAGAAAAAAACAGACUGAACAACAAAAGCACCACCAAUGAAACCAUGCUCGAUCUUGAAGAGCUGCUACCUGUUAAUGCUAGAAACAAAGCAGCAUUAGCUGAACAAGAAAAGGCAGCAUCAGAUCCAAGUAAUGGAAAUGGCUUACUCACAAAGGAAGAACGUUUGACAAAGCAUGGCACUGGGGUCAAUAAUGACAGCAGAGCGGUACAGCCAUCUAUCCCUCAAAUAGCUGUGACACGGCCACCAGGACAAUUACCAGGCCAGCCAAGAACCAGAAAUCAACAGCAACUAGGACCCCAUCCAGGAAUGGGAAGAGGAAGUCCUCGGCAUUAACUCCAUCUACUGAUUCAGAUGCUGUUUUUGUGCUUUGGAAUUGCAUAUGUACCUAUUAUGUUGUCAUAAAGGCUUACUAUCCCUAA